Molecule: messenger RNA, 366 nt
Organism: Echinostoma caproni
Lineage: Eukaryota; Metazoa; Platyhelminthes; Trematoda; Plagiorchiida; Echinostomatidae
Source: the annotation of a GenBank genome assembly
AUGCAAGAAAAAGAUGGUGAUGAUGCUGACGAAGAGGAGGAGGAGGAGGAGAAGGACGAGGAGGACGGGGAGGUAAGAUUCGGAAAACGUGUUCGAAAUGCUUCUCAGCUCACCACAAUCGCCGCACGGCUCUGGUCGAAAAAAGACACAAAGAAAGGAGAAGAAGCAUUGUUCACACCAUCCAAAGCAGAUAUUGAGAGCCAGUUGAAAACUUGCCGUUUUCGAGAUGUGUUCAAUGGCGGUUUGGGUACAACGAAUAUCACUACCGCCUGUCACGGUAUGUUUAUGUAUGUUGCUCCAUUUGCCGAUGGGGUAAAUACCGCAUGCAAGGCAAAAGUAUCCAACAUACGCUACUCCUUCAAGUAA